AUGGCGGACAGCACGAACAAGAAGACCAAUGUCGAGCACGGCACCGAUGCUGUCAUGGCUGGCACCACGGAAGAGACGACCAACAGUGAGCUCGACGCCAACGCCACCACGUCAGACAGCACGAACGAGAAGACCAACGGCGAGCACUGCGACCGUGCCGCCGUGUUGGACAGCACGACGAGAGGCCUAAUAGGGAGCACGGUGACGAGCCCAACGACGGGCAUGACGCCCGUACCGUCACAGGUGCCUCCAACGGUGGGCAACGCGUAUGCUGUCAUGGCGGACAGCACGAACAAGAAGACCAAUGUCGAGCACGGCACCGAUGCUGUCAUGGCUGGCACCACGGAAGAGACGACCAACAGUGAGCUCGACGCCAACGCCACCACGUCAGACAGCACGAACGAGAAGACCAACGGCGAGCACUGCGACCGUGCCGCCGUACAGCACGGCGGCGAGACCAACGGCGAGAAUAACGCCCGUGCAGUCGCGACAGGCACAAAGGCGAACGGCGAGCUCGAUGCCAGCAUGCUGGCCUCAGCGGCGAGGAGACGGCAACGGUGA
Messenger RNA from Phytophthora sojae, 561 nucleotides. RefSeq lists its product as hypothetical. The record is from RefSeq and is a predicted model, not a curated record. NCBI's taxonomy places the organism in Eukaryota, Oomycota, Peronosporomycetes, Peronosporales, Peronosporaceae. The coding region runs from base 1 to 561 and encodes 186 amino acids. The transcript is spliced from 3 exons.